AUGGCUUCCGGGCUCGACGAGCAUCUUUUGGGUAUAGACGUGAGGUUUCCGACGACAAGUUCAUGUUCUUUGUCGUCGAUUGUGAAAAAAGGCCACCGCUCCUUGGCCUUUGAUCACGCCUCCAAGCUAAGUCGGGAUGGACAGCUUGGGCAACAUGACGCAUUGCCUUUUUCCUGGAUCGAUAUAGACAAGAGCGCCGAGUAUGUCUGCUUCAAAUAUCAGGAUAAAGUCCGGAAGAUUUCCCAAGACGGCACUUUGAUAGAGUGGAAAGGGGACUUUCAUGAGGGUCGCUUUGACCGGGGUUGCCAGGAAAUGGCCUCCCCUUGGUCGCGCGAGUCGGCUGCGGUGACGCUUGUCAAUCAGACUACCAAGCGAAUUGAUUUCAAGUGGAUCAGCAACGACGAUGAUGCUCGCUUCUGCGGUUCAUUGCAGAGUGGCCGAAGCCGCGUGGUGAACUCUUGGCUCUAUCACUACUGGCGCUUGGAGCUCCAAGAGUCUGCAACGAGAAGCUCGGUGGCGUUUCAGUUAAAAAGUCGUCGUUGCACAGCCGUGAUUGAGGAUUCUCCUCUGGGUUUAUCUCUCUCCUGGCAGUCGGAUCCUAUUAUGGAAAAUGACCUAGAUGAAGUCCCCAAACAAGAUAUCGGUUCUUGCUUUGAACCGUUUCUGCGUAAAGGCAACGUCUGGGUACGAAAGCCUGACGGCUACGAGAGCCAAGUUUCUUUCCGUGGAUUCAGUGACAAUGAAUUCAAAGACAUCUACUCAUCUCCAGAUGGGCAGUUUGCGAUUGCAAUGCAGUGCAAGCCAGCGUCCAAGGCAUCGCUGCAUCUGAUUGACGUGAUGCCGCAGGAUCAAUUUCGGCCAAAGCUCGUGACCGGAGAGUAUCUCCGGGCUGGAGAUGACGUUGAAGUGAAACGGCCUUGUCUUUUUAACUUCGCUACCGGAGAUGAGAUAUUUGUUGACAAUUCUCUAUUUGCCAACCCGUAUGCAAUCACUAGCAUUGGCUGGUCGAGCGAUGGCCAAAAGUACUACUUUGUCUUCAACGAGCGCGGCCAUCAACAUUUGCCCGAAGAGAAGAGUGACACGUUUGUUGACUAUCACCAGAAGACAUAUUUCAAGCUUCUGCUCGGCACAAAUGAGUUUCUGUGGGCUAGCGAAAGGAAUAAUCGGAACCAAAUCUAUCUAUUUGAUCUGAAUGAUGGGAAACUAAAGUGCCAGAUUACAAAGGGCGAAUGGAAUGUCCACUUCAUUGACCAUGUUGAUGUGAAGACACGAAAGCUGUGGGUUCGCGUAUUGGGUAUCAUGCCGGGUCAAGACCCCUACUAUGCACACCUCGUCUCCGUCAAUUUCGAUGGCUCUAUGCUCCAAGUGAUUACUAAAGGCGACGGGUCGCAUACUUGGCAAUGGGGGCCGAAUCGGCGCUUUUUGAUUGACACCUGGUCAAGAGUCGAUUAUUUGCCGACGUCGGCCGUUCGAGAUGCAGAAACUGGCAAAGAAACGUCGGGUUUCCCGAUCGAAUUGCCUGGAUACGCGCCCGCCGCCAAAACACACGUCCGUUUUAUGAACUUGUCGCGUGUAGGCUGCUACGGCUACUCUGCCGGCAGGCCAAAACCGCCGCCGCUGCCGCCGCCGCCGCCGUGCUCCACCACGCCGACUUUUUACAAGGCCCGCCGUCCGCCCGCGCGCGCCGGGUCCCACGAUAAACCCGCCUGGGCGCCUUACUGUGGAGUGGAGAUGUUUUCAUGGGGCUAUCCCCCGUCGACGAGAGCUACGACCGGUGCUUCCAACGUCACGCACGCACGCGCACAAAGCUUCGGCGGCGCGCUGAUGCUCUGCGUCAGGCGGCGGCUUAAGACAAUAAUGUUCGACCCGGCGUCGACGCUGCGGGGCUGGCGACACAAAGCUGAUUGA
Molecule: messenger RNA, 1908 nt
Organism: Beauveria bassiana ARSEF 2860
Lineage: Eukaryota; Fungi; Ascomycota; Sordariomycetes; Hypocreales; Cordycipitaceae
Product: peptidase S9B dipeptidylpeptidase IV domain protein
Exons: 3
Coding region: 1-1908 (635 amino acids)
Biological process (GO): proteolysis
Source: RefSeq, a predicted model, not a curated record